This is a messenger RNA of Balaenoptera acutorostrata (minke whale), 4398 nucleotides long. RefSeq names its product BCL2 interacting protein 2 (gene BNIP2). NCBI's taxonomy places the organism in Eukaryota, Metazoa, Chordata, Mammalia, Artiodactyla, Balaenopteridae. The record is from RefSeq and is a predicted model, not a curated record. Bases 242 to 1420 code for a protein of 392 amino acids. Gene Ontology annotation, cellular component: cytoplasm. The transcript has 13 exons. Gene Ontology annotation, biological process: apoptotic process.
GUUGUCACUUCCGUCGGAGCCGCUCUCUGCAUCCGGGUCGGCUGCUGCCGCUGCCGCUGCCGCUGCCGCUGUGGCUGAGGGACUGGGCCCGGGUCUCACCGUCGGAGGGGAGCGGGCUCCGCUCGGCGCCACCUUCUGCGACCUGGCCGUCAGCCCUACGUCGCCGGCCUGGAGGGGCGAAGAAGACGAGGAGGCCAAGGGUUCCUCCGGGAGAGUAAGAGUUGCUGUCAGAGAACAGUCUAUGAAGUGGUCCUUGAAGGACCUUGGCUCACUGGAUUAUCAGGAGCUUGUAGUUGACAUUGAGUCCAGGCUGAGGAUGGAAGGUGUUGAACUUAAGGAAGAAUGGCAAGAUGAAGAUUUUCCAAUACCUUUACCGGAAGAUGAUAGUAUUGAAGCAGAUAUAUUAGCUGUAACUGGACCAGAGAGUCAGCCUGGCUCACUAGAAGUUAAUGGCAAUAAAGUGAGAAAGAAACUAAUGGCUCCUGACGUUAGCCUAACCCUGGAUCCUAGUGAUGGCUCUGUGUUGUCAGAUGAUUUGGAUGAAAGUGGGGAGAUUGACUUAGAUGACUUAGAUACACCAUCGGAGGACAGUAAUGAAUUUGAGUGGGAAGAUGAUCUUCCGAAACCCAAGACUACUGAAGUUAUUAGGAAAGGCUCAAUUACUGAAUAUACAGCAGCAGAGGAAAAAGAAGAUGGACGACGCUGGCGUAUGUUCAGAAUUGGAGAACAGGACCACAGGGUUGAUAUGAAAGCAAUUGAACCCUAUAAAAAAGUUAUCAGCCAUGGAGGAUAUUAUGGGGAUGGAUUAAAUGCCAUUGUUGUGUUUGCUGUCUGUUUUAUGCCUGAAAGUGGUCAACCUAACUAUAGAUACCUGAUGGACAAUCUCUUUAAGUACGUUAUUGGCACUUUGGAGCUGUUAGUAGCAGAAAACUACAUGAUCGUUUAUUUAAAUGGUGCAACAACUCGAAGAAAAAUGCCCAGUCUGGGAUGGCUCAGGAAAUGCUAUCAACAAAUUGAUAGAAGGUUACGGAAAAACCUAAAGUCUCUAAUCAUUGUACAUCCCUCUUGGUUUAUCAGAACACUUCUGGCUGUUACAAGACCAUUUAUUAGCUCAAAAUUCAGCCAAAAAAUUAGAUACGUCUUUAAUUUGGCAGAACUAGCGGAACUUGUCCCCAUGGAAUAUGUUGGAAUACCAGAAUGCAUAAAACAGUAUGAAGAAGAAAAGUUAAAAAAGAAACAGAAAAGAGUUGAUCAAGAGCUUAAUGGAAAACAAGAUGAACCGAAAAGUGAACAUUAUAAACUUGACACAGUAACCCAAGUCCAAUUAUGGCAGAUGCUGGAGGAUUCCCAGGACGAGACUUUCCUCAGCAGCCUCCUGACUUCACUUGGAUCCAGCUGCUGUAGGCAAAUCCUGAAUUAAUGUCAUUAUAGUCAAUAAAGCUAAAACCAUUAUUGCUUGCUCAGAUCUUAGAAAUACUUUGUGUUCAAAAAGCAAACUAACAGUUUAGGCAUUCCUUCUGAAUUUACGAAUAAAAGAUCAUAUUGAAUUUAAUUGUGAUUAGAGUCUAUAUUUGUAGAGUGCUUUAAGUGACCUUUCAUCAGUAAAAGUAGUCUUUCAUCUAUAAAUGUGGGUCUCAGUCAAACCUGGCUGAGCUUUUUAAAUAGGUGGCUUUCCUCCACAUUAAGUACCCAGUUCUUCAGUUUCAACACGUUACUGUUUAUUGACUUUUGCAUUUGCAAGCAUUGUCCCUGCUUAUAGAUACAACUCGUUGCAAAAGUGGUGCAUUUUCCUACAUAUUUUUUUUAAAGUAGAGGUAGCCUAUAUUCUAUCAGAACAUUAAAAUUUAGAGGGAACAGUGAUAACAUUUGGGAUAUAACCAAAGGGAUGUGCUGUGAAUCACUAGAUAUAAAAGCAUACCUGUUCUAACCUAUACCUUGAUGAAAUCUGGUAUAACGACAUGCCCCGUAAUGUUUCAUAGCUAUGAGACUUAAGAUCAUAAGUAGGUCAGAGGAAAAGCAUUUAUUACACUUGUUAUUUGUAAUUACUAGCUAUGUGACAUUUUCCCCAUAUCAUUCAGUUUUAAUUUUACAUUACAGAUUGAGGUGAAAGUACAUAUAAUUGUGUUAUUUUAUCUUUCUGCUGGGAUCAUGGUUCUAACUUGUUUAAUUUGAUGCUUACGCCACUAUUUUUUGUUGUGUUUGGGUUCUGAGUGCCUCUUUUUAGUCAAAAGUUUCUCUUAUAAAGUAAUCUGAUUGUGUUCUGCUUGGUCAUAUUCCUUAUUAGCACCAAGGGAAGACACUAUAUUGAUCCCACAGUUUAAGCUUAAUAGUCUUUAACUGGGGGUGGGGGGAGUAUAAAGAAAUAUGAUUCCAAGUAGGGCCUAGCAGGACCUGGAAAGGAAGAUAACAAAACAAGGAAGUAAGAGAAAGAAAACUAUAAAGGGAUAAUGAGUUAGCUAAGAUUCCACUGAAUGUGUCCUUGUUAAGGGAAGUGCUGUAUACGGCAGCGGCUGGUACCAUUUCUUGUACCAAUCAGGAAAACCUGCAGGCUACAUACAAUAUGUGAAUAAGGAGACUGUGGAGUGAAGGGGGCAAAGGCUGGUAAUACCUACAAUGAAAAUCCAUAUUUUCCUCUGCUUUGCCUCUUCAUACAAAAGCAAGUUUAAACAGGGAGGGUCAGCAAUUACAAUGCUCAGAUUAAAGUGUAGGGUUACGUUACUUUUGACAUUCAUAGCUGGUAAACAUUUAAUGUAUUGUUCCAAAAUGGAUAUCACUCUUUAGUAACUAUACUGAAUACUGAAAUUUGCUGAUGGACAGGUAUAUAUAGGUAGCUAGACUUUCUUCAACUGCAAUUCCAGAAUUUAAAAAGGUAAGGAAUCUGCUUUUAUGAUAGAGUCUUCUUUUAAAUGACUGUGUUACUCUGGCUGUUUUUAUGUCAUUGCUCAGGGAAUUUGAAAGUGUUUGAAUUAAAGGAGAAGGGGCUUUUUAGAUUUCUUCAAUUGAUAGUUAAAAAUUAGCAUUAGGAUAUAUCCAGUUUCCUAAUGAGAUCGGUAAAGUUGUAUAUAAGGUGACAGUAGCUUCAUCCUUUUCCCCAUGUUACAUGUGGAAAAUUGCUAACAUUGCUCCGACAGGAGGAGGAGGAGGUAGACUGAAAAUAGGUAGAUACGGCUACCACAUUCUGUUUUGUUUUCAUGCCUAUUUUUUCUCAUCCUGUAUAGCUAUUUGAGAAGUGGAUCACAAAUGUCAGAAGGGUGGGAUAGCUAGAGGAAUUAAUGUACUUAAAGUUAGACCAACUAUUCUGUUAGAGUUUAUCUUGUAGGAACAGGGAUUGUGUAAUUUGAGUUGCUGGGAGAAAGAGUUAAGGACUUAGACUUGCAUGAGAAGGUCAGCUGGUAAGAGAAGUGGGAGAUUAUCAAUGUUCUAAUAGUGAGGAAGAAUUACCUGGAGAGCCUUUCAUCCCCCUCUUCCUAUCCCAAGAUUCUGAAUGAAUUAGAAUCAUAUCAGUGGUGAGUCCCAGUAAUGUAAUCCUUUAAAAUUCUCAAUGGUAAUUGAAAAUAAUGUGUUGACCAGCAAGGAGUGACUCUAAAAUUUGAACAGAACUGUUACUUUGUUUCAGCUAUAUAUGAUAGAUCUACUUAAUUUCUUAUGUUUUGAGAACUACUUUUAUGAAAAGGUUACAUGAAGCACUUAAUACAACACAUCAAACACCAGAAGAAAAUCAAAGUUUAAUGCUUUCACGUUACUAAAGAAUUAUUAUAAUAUCUGUCUAAUUCUAUUUUAUAAGACAUUCUACAAGAGGUUAAAACAUUGGCAUUUUGAAAUUUUUAUGCGUUUUCACAUUCAGUGUAGCUAAGGAGGAACUUGCAAAAUAAUGUUAAUUAGCUACUCUACUGCACUUUUUGUAUUUGAAUUUUCUGAAGUUAUGCCCCUUAAACAGUUUAUUUACAUGAACUAGCUAGUAAAUAUUUGUGGUGUUCAGGGCACUGACUUGCACAGCCCUUGGGGCACAUGGAACACAAUUCAGAGUUCGUUAGACACUAAUGCACUUUGAUAUAUAUUUCAAAGAUUAAUACAUUUUUCUUACCAUAAAUUCACAUGCUGUCAUUUAGACACAAUUAAUGUACUGUGAUCAUUUUACCACUGUUCAGAUAAUGUUGCAUAGCCUAGCGCUCUCCUUUUACAGUGAGAGAAAUUCAGUUCUGAAGACUGUGUGUGCAAGAUGUUGUUGUGGUCCCUGUAAGAAAUACUAGGGUUGGUCUUGAUUUACUAAGAAGAUGUAAUAUUUUCUUUUUCUCUGACUUGUUAGGAAUACAAUAACUUGUGUCCUGAUUUGUUGCACAUCGUAUUUUUGCAACGUUAAUGAAUUUAAAUAAAUUAAUUGGACAGUUUUGUUUUUGA